This is a messenger RNA of Staurois parvus, 345 nucleotides long. Lineage: Eukaryota; Metazoa; Chordata; Amphibia; Anura; Ranidae. The record is from the annotation of a GenBank genome assembly.
UCAUGCUGGUGCCAGGUCCAGAGUCUCUCAUGGGUCCCUGUACGGCCUCCCAUUGCUGCUGUCUCCAUCGCCACACUCUGCCAUGUGCCACUUUCAGGUCUCCUCACACUGCUGGUGUGUUCAAUUUUUUGUCAUAGGGUGCUGGCAGAUUACGGGCCUCCCAUAGCUGCUGCCAGGCCCCUAAUCUGCCAUGGGCCCCUAUAUACCGCCUCCUCAUGCUGCUGCCAGGUCCAGAGUCUCUCAUGGGUCCCUGUACGGCCUCCCAUUGCUGCUGUCUCCAUCGCCACACUCUGCCAUGUGCCACUUUCAGGUCUCCUCACACUCCUGCUGGUUUCCAUUUUGUCA